Messenger RNA from Colius striatus (speckled mousebird), 2211 nucleotides. It is a transcript of the gene PRICKLE4, whose product is annotated as prickle planar cell polarity protein 4. NCBI's taxonomy places the organism in Eukaryota, Metazoa, Chordata, Aves, Coliiformes, Coliidae. The record is from RefSeq and is a predicted model, not a curated record. The transcript is spliced from 8 exons. The coding region runs from base 198 to 1772 and encodes 524 amino acids. Gene Ontology annotation, molecular function: zinc ion binding.
UUAAACAACAACAAAAAAGAGAGAGGGAAGGGGGAAAAAAAAGAGACUGGUUUCCCCUGGCUGAGCUUGGAUGUUUUCCUUUCGCUUUGCAGCGUUCUCCCGGCUCAGGCUCCACUCGCCGCCCGCAGCGGCUGCGGGACGGGACGGCCGGAGCGGGGCUGCAGCCGCCGCAGCCAGGCGCGGGGAAGGGGCAGCUCAUGUCGCUGCCCAGCCCCACAUGGCCCCAGCGGGACGAGCCCCCCCCCUGCGGCACCGCCAUCGGCCCCCCCCCGGCCUCGUCCGACAGCGACUCCGGCUGUGCCCUGGAAGAGUACCCAGAGCCCCCCCCGGACCCCGAGGUCCCGCUGUGCUCCAGCUCCUGCUCGCUGCCCUCUGCCCCUGACAGGACCCAGCUCCGUGCCAGAGCCCUCCUGCAGCAGCUGCCUCCUCAGGACUGUGAUGAGCGGUACUGCCCCGGCCUGGCAGAGGAGGAGAGGCGGCUGCUACGAGCCUUCAGCGCCCGGCGGAGAUGGGAGGCCCUGGGACAGGGGCUGGCACGUCCUGUGCCAGGCCCUCACCAUGGCUGUCCCUGCAGGAAGUGCGGCAGGAGGCUGAACAAGGGGGACCCGGGGGUUUCAGCAUCUCGGCUGGGGGACCAGUUCUGGCACCCAUCCUGCUUCUCCUGCCACCUCUGCCACCAGCCACUGGUGGACCUCAUCUACUUCCAGCAGGACGGGAGGAUCUACUGCGGCCGGCACCACGCCGAGCUCUUCCGACCCCGCUGUGCCUCCUGUGACCAGCUGAUCUUCAUGGAGGAAUGCAUCGAGGCCGAGGGCCGGCGCUGGCACCUGCAGCACUUCUGCUGCCUGGAGUGCGACGCGCCGCUGUGCGGGCAGCGCUACGUGAUGAGGAGCGGCCGGCCCUGCUGCUGCGGCUGCUUCGAGAGCCUGUUCGCCGAGCCGUGCCAGGCCUGCGGGGACCCCAUCGGUGCUGACAGCGAGGAGGCCACGCACCAGGGGCUGCACUGGCACGCGCGAGCCGCCUGCUUCUGCUGCAGCCUGUGCCGCAAACCGCUGCGGGGGCAGCCCCUCACAGCCCUCCGCGGCCGCCUCUUCUGCUCAGAGUCCUGCAGCCUGGGCCAGGACUCAGCCUCCACCGCCUCGGACUCCUCCGACUCAGCCUUUGCCUCGGCUCCGUCCCCAGACUCCACACCCCAGUCCCGAGCUGGCCCCGCGGGCAGGACCGUGCCGGGGACGGGCGGCAGCUCGGCGGCCGGGGGCUGCAGGCAGCGGGAGGAUGCUGCAGCAGAGGCUGCUUUGGAUCAGGCUCCUCUGCAUCCCGCGUUCAGGAGCCUGGAGGACCGUGGAGCUGCCACAGAGCGGAGCAGGGAUGCUGUGCACACAGGGAUGCUGGGACCACCAGGCAGCCACCCCUCCACCUCCCAGCCCAGCACAGAGGGUCCCAACGAGCCUGAAGCCUUGAGCCAUCCCAUUUUGGGGGACCCUGACCCCCGAACAUCCCCAGGCAAUGGAAACCCCCCUUUCCCAGCUGGCACAUCCCCUGCCCCGCACAGCCCACGGCCGGAGCACAUGGAGCUGCAGGACAUGACGGAGGAGGAUGACUCCUGGUGUCCCACUUGCUCUUCAUCUUCGGACUCGGAGGAAGAGGGUUUCUUCUUUGGGAAGCCCAUCCCCAAGCCUGGGAUGAAUUCCCUGAGCAGGGAGCCCCCGGGGAGGGCCGGGGGCAGGACGGCGAAGGCGCGAGGCAGCAGCAGGCACUGCAGUGUGUCCUAGCAGCGAGGACUGGGGGGUCCUGCCAGCCCCUGCCCUGGUCUCAACACGUUCCAAGUGUGUUUUGGAUGCAACCUGAGACUGGUGGGGAGAGGCCACUGGGAUCCUUCCCCCCCUCCUCUUCCCCUGGCAGCUGCUGGCAAAGCACAGCUUGCAAUUCCUGCUGGCCUCUCCCGCAAUUAGGAACAGGUAAAGCAGGUCAGGAGCAGAGAGUGAGUCCACAGCCUGCACCAGGGCUCCCACCUCAGGGCAGGGCAGCCAGUGCUUGAGACAAGGGCAGCUGCCUGCAUCAUCCUGCUGUGGGGCUGCUGCUGGGGACCCACAGGGACAAGGUGGGAUCCUUCCCUGGGACACCUCCCUGAAGGACAAGUGCCACUGCUGGGAGUUGUCUGUCCCUGCUGGCACUGAGGAGGGGACCAGGGGGAGCAGCUCUGCUGCUGUU